AUGUCGGCUCCCAGCGAACGUGUCCUGGCGCCCCUGGCCGUGCUGGGGCUGCACCUUCUGCUUUUGUCCAAUGUGGCGCUGCACCGCCCCGACCUGCUGACUCCGACCAAGCGCACGGUGCUGGAGUGGCUGCUGGCAUUGGGGGCCAUCCUGGCCUAUGUCAGGACCGUUUGUUGCGACCCGGGCUUCUUGGCCUCCAAACCCCGUGCCCCUCGCUGUGCUUCUGCGGCGGCCCCGUUGCUCUGCUUGUGGCCCUGGCGGAACAGAGCGCUUGGGUCGGAGGUCCGGCGACCGACCUACAUGGAUACAGAGCUGCAACCGAUUGGAUGGCAACUGGAGGAAGAAGUGGAAGAUCCAGGCGAAGAGAUCAUAUCGCUGGAAGAACUCAGCAAAGACAGUAAUCUGAGCCCAUCGGAUGCGGCUCCACCCACUGCCCCACCUCCCCCCAGUCAGCUGGCGCAGUUUCAGUCCAAGUCGCGUGCGAAGCUCCGCUUCUGCAAGGUGUGCCAGAUGCAUCAGCCUCUGAGGACCAAACACUGCCGAGACUGCGGGAGAUGUGUUCGCACACACGAUCACCAUUGUCCCUGGGUGGGCACCUGUGUUGGUGAAGGGAAUCGUGUCUAUUUCUUCUGGUUCCUGGUACUGCAGUGGUGCGAGUUGCUGGUCUUCACCGUGGAGUCCUGCGCUUUCUUUGCCCACGAUGGCUUAGCUCCCCCCAGCUGGCUGCGGCGAGCGCCGCUGCUGCUGCUUGGGACCCUGGUGAAAUGUAUGCUGCUGGUAAUGGUGACGUGCUUGGUGUGUUUUCAUUCAUAUCUGGCGCUGGCAAAUAUCACCACCUGGGAGAGUAUCUCAUGGUACAACAUCUCAUAUUUGAAAAGUUUGAGCCCUGAAGAUGGCUCGCCCUUCUCUCAAUCCAUCCGCAUGAACCUGGCCAUCUACUGCUGUAGUGAUUGCUGCAAGGUUUUUCAGACAGAGGAUGGAUGGCUGCUGUGGGAAUUGGGGGAGCAACACAAUUCCCUGGAAUGCCAAUGCUGCGGUUCCUGUGCUUUCGACGUCGAAUAG
This is a messenger RNA of Cladocopium goreaui, 1062 nucleotides long. Lineage: Eukaryota; Dinophyceae; Suessiales; Symbiodiniaceae. The record is from the annotation of a GenBank genome assembly.